ACUGGAUGGGAAGUCUAGGUUUAAAUGAUAUUUCACUAAAUCUCCGUAGGGUUUAACGCUAUACUUCCAUGUUCAUGUGGAGCGCUCUCCGGUCACUCCCUCCCGGCAUUUCAGUUUCUUCUUUGCGGUAAUUCUUUUGUGUGGUGCAUCGAUUAGAUUAAUCUCACUUAAUUGCUGCUGCUGCUGCUGCUGCUGCUGCUUCCGUUUCUAUUGUAUUCGAUUCAAUGACCCUUAAUUUUCAAUGGCUAUGAGCUGAAAGCCUAAUUUCGGCUAAAUUUGAGGGUAGAUUAUACUGAGCUUUUUCGGACUUCAAAAGCUCCUGCUUCCUAUGCCCUUGUGAUGAAUAUGGCAUUGCAAAGUUACCCUCAGAUCUGUUUAAAGCGUUCCAUUGUGAAUGCAGAGAAGUCUCCGCUAAGAGUUAGUAUGCCAUGUGCUUUAAGUAUGAAGUCAGAAAGGAUGGUUUGUUUGCUGAGGAGUUCUAUAAAUGCUCGUCACCCGCUCUCCACAUUACGAGUCAGGAUGCCUUUUGAAUAUUCAUUUUCUAACUCCAGAAAGCCUUUAAAUUUUCCAAGUUAUGGGAUAACACACACACAUAGUUCAACUUACUUUGUUAGUACCACCAAGACAUUUUUUCAGGUCCCCGUAAUAGGUUCCCUAAAUUAUGUUGUUCAUGCUAAAAGUGCGAGUAGUUGGAGAAGCUGUUCAUUCGAAACAUUUAAUAAGCACAAGAAAUGGCCAAAGGCAUGUUCUCCUCAUGAACAGGAGACAUUCAAGCUACAAGCAACAAGUAGCAGUUCGGAAGACAGAGAUGAGUUGUCCUUAUUAGUUAGCUCAACUGUGAAGGAUGAGGACAAUUCCACAGUUAUCAAAAGGGCAAGAAAACCAAAGAGCACAAAUAAAGUUGCGCCGAAAUCUAGAAGCACGAAAAAACAACAUCAGUCAACCCAUGGUGAAGCAGCAGAUGCACCAGACAGCUCUAAGAAAGUGACAGGAGCAAGAAAGACAAGGAAUAUUAAAAAUAAACAAUCUUCUAUAGAAUCAAAUACAGAGUUUAAUUCAACUACAGGUAUUCAAACUGAAGAAGCUGAUAAAAACAUUUCAAAAAAGAAUGGGGCAAAGAAGGCAGUUAGGAGUUCGGCCAAGAAGGGGAAAUCUGAUGUGAACGGCCAUUCUGUUCUGAAGUCUGAUACGGAACUUAUAGGUGAAAAUUCAUCCUUCAUAACCAAAGCUAAGUCUCAGGAUCAAAAGACUUGGCCUCAAUUAUACCCACCUGUUGCUAAAACUGUCUUGGUGGUGGAAUCUGUUACAAAGGCUAAAGUUAUUCAAGGAUAUGUUGGUGAAAUGUUUGAGGUCUUACCUAGUUAUGGCCAUGUUAGGGAUUUGGCUGCAAGAUCUGGAUCUGUUCGGCCUGAUAAUGACUUUAGUAUGGUUUGGGAAGUCCCGACAGCUGCUUGGUCUCAUCUUAAGAGUAUAAAGGCUGCGUUAAGCGGAGCAAAGAAUCUUCUUCUCGCCUCAGAUCCUGAUCGUGAAGGAGAGGCAAUUGCUUGGCACAUCAUUGAGAUGUUGCAGCAACAGGAUGUUUUGCAUGAAGGCGUCACUGUUGCAAGAGUUGUCUUUAAUGAAAUAACUGAAUCAUCCAUUAAAAGUGCGCUCCAGUCUCCACGAGAGAUUGAUGCAGAUUUGGUGAAUGCAUAUCUCGCACGACGCGCUCUUGAUUACUUGAUUGGAUUCAAUAUUUCACCUUUAUUAUGGAGGAAGUUGCCUGGCUGCCAGUCUGCUGGACGUGUCCAAUCUGCUGCCCUGGCUCUUAUAUGUGACAGGGAAAAGGAAAUUGAUGAAUUCAAAGCCCAGGAAUACUGGACGAUUGGUGCUCAGUUUCAGAAGGAAAAUCCAAAUGCAGAUAACAAUGUUCUUCUCUCAUCACAUUUAACUCAUUUUGAUUCCAAAAGGCUGAGUCAGCUGUCCAUUAGCUCGAAUGCGGAGGCAAAAGGUAUUGAAGAACAGAUUUUUCUGACACAGUUUCAAGUCGUAGGCUCCAAAACCAGCAACAUUCGAAGAAAUCCACCGACGCCCUACAUAACAUCAACUCUUCAACAAGAUGCCUCAAACAAAUUGAACUUCAGUGCAUCAUACACAAUGAAAGUGGCACAAAAGUUGUAUGAAGGAGUCCAGUUAUCAGAUGACAAGGCAACAGGACUUAUAACUUACAUGAGAACUGAUGGAGUACAGCUGUCAAAUGAAGCUGCUAAUGAUAUUCUAUCCUUUGUUGGGGAAAAGUAUGGUAGGAAUUUUGCUGUAAAAUCUCCACGCAAGUAUUUUAAAAAGGUAAAGAAUUCUCAGGAAGCCCAUGAAGCCAUUAGACCCACUGACAUCCGAAGACUACCAUCAAUGCUUGUUGGGGUGCUGGAUGAUGACUCCCUGAGGUUAUAUACACUUAUAUGGUCGCGCACGAUGGCAUGCCAAAUGGAACCUGCCAUCAUUGAGCAGAUACAAUGCGAUAUUGGGAAUGAUAAUAAUUCUAUAAUUUUCCGUUCGUCAUGUUCAAGGGUGGAAUUUCCAGGUUUCCAAGCUGCUUAUAAUGAUCUUGAAAUGAAAAGAACCAGAAAUAAUGAGGAUGAUGAGGAUCAUCGUUAUGGAGCAUUUGAGGUUUUGAGUAGUUUAGUGGUUGGUGAAUCCUUGUCUUUGGCCCAAACAGAACCCCAACAGCAUUAUACACAGCCUCCAUCACGGUACUCAGAGGGUUCCCUUGUAAAAAUGCUGGAGGAACUUGGCAUUGGAAGGCCUUCGACAUAUGCAACCACUAUUAAGGUGCUGAAGGAUAGAAAAUACAUAACAUCUAAGGGCAGGACUCUCUAUCCUGAAUUUCGUGGUCGAAUGGUGUCUGCCUUUCUCUCUCAUUAUUUCUCUGAGGUUACAGCUUAUAGCUUCACUGCUGAUAUGGAGACUGAACUAGACAAUAUAUCUGCUGGAAUUACCGAUGGGAAAGGCUUUCUGAAAGGUUACUGGGCAAGAUUUAGCAAGUACUGUGAGUCUGUAAGUGAUGUCCAUAUCCGCCAAGUGGAGAAGUUGUUGGAGCAAACAUUUAGCAAUUUCCUAUUUUCUUCUUGUGACGGAAAUAGAAUUUGCCCGAGCUGUGGCGAAGGAACAUUGGUAUUCAAAGUUAGUAGGUUUGGUGCUGGAUACUUCCUAGGAUGUGACAAACACCCAAAGUGCAAGUAUAUUGCUAAAGCUCUCUGCAGUGAGGAUGAUGCAGAAACGGAUCCUGAACUGCGAAAGGACAGUAUUCCGGAGCCUAAGUUACUUGGUUUAAAUCCAGAAACAAAUGAGAAGGUUCUUUUAAAGAAAGGCCCUUAUGGAUACUAUGUGCAACUUGGUGAAGACGGAAAGGGGAAUGUACCUAAACGAGCCUCAGUUUCUCGAAUAAAAGAUGUAGAAUCUAUUACAUUGGAAGAUGCCCUAGAAUUACUCAAGUAUCCAGUGACCUUGGGAAGUCACCCGGAUGAUAAUCAGCCCGUGGUUUUAAAGAUUGGAGGCACUGGAUUCAACAUUUGGCAUAGGCGCACCUUUGCUUCUGUACCCAAGAAUCUUAAGCCUGAUGAGAUAUCCCUGGAGAAGGCUCUGAAGCUUCUGCAGAGUAAAAAUGUGAGGAGAAGUGGACGACCAAAAAGCAAGAAUGUUGCUACUAAGGAGCCUGUGGAGGCAACAUGAGCAUUUCAUAUAUUCAUUCGGUGAGAACUAAAUCUGACAGGCAAUUCAUUUUGGAAGGGUAGAGGGUAGGGUAGGGGUAUAUUUUAAUUAAUUCAUUCUAGAGUAAUGUAGAUGCAGAUGCAGAUAUACACUUAAAAUAAACUGAAGUUUGAAUUACAUAUAUAUAUAUAUAUUUUCUUUUUCCAAAGUGAUAAGAUAACUAAUUCUAUA
Molecule: messenger RNA, 3918 nt
Organism: Andrographis paniculata
Lineage: Eukaryota; Viridiplantae; Streptophyta; Magnoliopsida; Lamiales; Acanthaceae
Exons: 9
Coding region: 340-3708 (1122 amino acids)
Biological process (GO): DNA topological change
Cellular component (GO): chromosome
Molecular function (GO): DNA binding; DNA topoisomerase type I (single strand cut, ATP-independent) activity
Source: RefSeq, a predicted model, not a curated record